GAGGAGGAAGUGGGCUCUCAGUGGCUGGCUGUACUCGGAGCGCUGUUGGCUGCUGGGUGGAGACUGAGCGUAGCAGCGAGGCGGCUGUCAGCCAGAGGAGAGCAGGAGGGAGGCAGCGUCUCAUCGAGCACGCGCGCGCAUGAGUGUGUGUGUGUGUGUGUGUGUGUGUCAUCUCGUUCAGAGCGUGUGGAUACUCCGUCGGGCCGGGGCUCUCACUAGGAACUGCACUAGGCGCACACCCAGGAGAGAAGACCCCAAGCAGAGAAAGUGCUGACUGAACCUGCAGCUGAAGGCCAAGGCGGAGAAGUCAGCAGAGACAAGGAACCUCCUGGUGUGAAGGUCCUCCUGAAGAGAAAGGUCCACUUCUGCUAACCGACCAGAAGAGAGUACUCUAGCCCAGAGGCACAACACAGAGUUUUAAGACAGCCUGCCCAGGCGCCUAGAGAAGCCUCAUGGCCAGCAACAACACAGCCAGCAUCGCCCAAGCCAGGAAACUGGUGGAACAGCUCAAGAUGGAGGCCAACAUUGACAGAAUAAAGGUGUCGAAGGCGGCGGCCGACUUGAUGUCGUACUGCGAAGCGCACGCCAAAGAGGACCCCCUCCUGUCCCCCGUCCCGGCCUCCGAAAACCCCUUCAGGGAGAAAAAGUUCUUCUGCGCCAUUCUGUAAACGAGGGGGGGGGGAGGGGGGCCAGGGGUUUCUGAAACGGUCCGUGGGGGGGCCGGGAUGUGGACACUCGACAUGUAGAAUUUUCUAGCUGGGGCACGGCAAUCGCCUUUCUCGAAUGCUCGCAAUGAGGGCAAUUAAAAACCAACGAGUAACACGUAAAUUUCAGUCAGGUGGCUACAAGGCGUUGCAUGUUUUAAAAGGAACCUUGUGGAGACGCACAAGGGGGAUGAAGAGGGACCAGAAGCGUGACUGACAGGAGAUCUAGAGAGUCCUCGAGGUGUGUAGUGUAGCAGCCCACGCUGACUGGUGUAGAGUUGUAAAAACAAAAUAAAAAAAUUAAAAAAUACACACACAAAAAAACUAAAAGAAAACAAAAAAAAAAACUUUGUGGUUCUUUUGAAAAAUACAAAUGUUAAGGUGGAUGGUGUAAUGGCAACCAAAAUCACGGUUUUGCAGGUUGAGCUUACGGCUGGAGAUAGCAUUUUUAUUGGAAUGAUUUUUAAAUGUUGAGUUUAUUUUUAAGUUUGAUUGGUUUGGCUAUAUCAUUUAGAAAGCUUUCUGUUAUGUGAUUAAUUAUUUGACUAUGAUAACUGUUUUUCUUAUAAUUAUAAUAGUUUAGCAAAAAUGUUUUUUAAUGACAAAAAAAGUUCAAAAGUUGAAAGAUGUGACAUUCUUUACCAAUAUACAUCUUUAACAAUGCUGAAAAAAUAUAUAAAAAACUGGCAGUGAUUUUGUUUUCUUCCGAUACUGGCUCUCUUUUUAACAUUUGUAUAAAAUUGCUAGCAAGUAAAGUGUGUUGUGCUCAGUGCUCUGAAUGUUUGUGGUGAUAUCAAUAAUAAUUGCAUGAAAAAUUGA
Anguilla anguilla (European eel) is the source of this 1523-nucleotide messenger RNA. Its product is annotated as guanine nucleotide-binding protein G(I)/G(S)/G(O) subunit gamma-2. Gene Ontology annotation, cellular component: heterotrimeric G-protein complex. Lineage: Eukaryota; Metazoa; Chordata; Actinopteri; Anguilliformes; Anguillidae. Gene Ontology annotation, biological process: G protein-coupled receptor signaling pathway. The coding region runs from base 453 to 668 and encodes 71 amino acids. Gene Ontology annotation, molecular function: G-protein beta-subunit binding. The transcript is spliced from 5 exons. The record is from RefSeq and is a predicted model, not a curated record.